Messenger RNA from Mitosporidium daphniae, 2417 nucleotides. RefSeq lists its product as uncharacterized. The record is from RefSeq and is a predicted model, not a curated record. NCBI's taxonomy places the organism in Eukaryota, Fungi, Microsporidia. The transcript has a single exon. The annotation marks the transcript as partial.
AUGCUGUGCGAAGUUUUUAAGGUCAACUCUUCUGAUCCCAAACAUGCUCACUUAUGGAAGGUCCUUAUUUACAACAGUGGCAAUGGGUUAGAAUAUCACCCAGGAUACCACUUUGGUCCAAGACAAAAAUAUUCACCAGUGGUGAUAUAUGAAGGUCCUCCACUUCUUAUCAAUGAAAACUGGAUUGAGGCCGCAUUGGAUUUUGGCUAUUAUGGAGAGUUUAUCAACGAUUUUUAUCCCAAACUUUUGAGCGAUUUCGAUCGGUCCAAUGCAACAUAUGACGUUUUUAUCGAUCCCAAAAGAACCGGAAAAUGUGCUUUUUCCUCGUAUCACGCAUAUUUUACAUUUAAGCUCGGUGAGAGCGCAUACAAAAAGAUUUUUUCACUUGCAUCGUUAAGUGGCCUGCAGCAUUUUGCAUCUGCGAGCUUUUCGCAUAUUAUUUCAAAAUCAUAUCUCUCCAAGCAUGCGCUUUUCUUAGCUUUCCCAUCGAUUUUACUUCCUUUUUACCAAGUUAUCUACCAAAUAGUUAACGUGUUUCCUUUUAAGUUUGUGGCUACGCUGAUAGUUUUAAUCCAAAAUUAUUUAACUGAAUGGGCGAUAAGGUUUUUGGAGUUGAUUCCAUUUAUAUCAAAGGAAACACGCGAAAGCAUGGGAAGCGUUAGCCAACACGCAUUGGCAUCUUAUACCAAUGCUUUGAACAAGAUAGGAAAGUUUCACUUUUUGAGAUGGAAUGUUGAUCUGGUUGAUAAAAUGUUUACAUAUGUGGCUGAAAUUGGAAAUGGUGUCUUUGGAACAAAAGAACAUGUCUUUUUUGAGGAUCUGAAAGUAGCUUAUGAUCAAUUCCAAAUUUUCAAGAAAAAAAAUCGUUUCAACGCUGUUCCUGCACAUAUAGCAGAUAAUAGGGGCAUAAGAGCCUCUUUUUCUGCUCCCUAUUGGAAGCCUUUUUUGCUUGGGUCUCACGACAAAUUAUCUGCUAAUGAUACGUUUUACUGUGAGCUUCCAAAUUUCGAGUAUGCAGACGGUGUUUAUGAUCGUGGGAAUUUCACCGAAUUUUCAAACUCAAUUUUGCGUUUUUUGAACAACGAAAUCGCUUAUCAGCCUUGCUUCAUGGGCAAAGAGAUCCCUUUAAUUUCAUAUCUGGAUUCGCUGACAUUUCGCGUCAUGCCAAUGCUAGAAAAUUUCGGGGCAGCUGAUGUCGAAAAAAUGGGCCUUCUUUAUCUGUUUUUCACCAAAGUACUGAAUUUAUUGGACUAUAAAAACGAUGCGUUUAUGUACCAAAAGGCUCUAAUUUUAGUCGAGAUUUUCAAAACCUACAAAGAAAUAUACACUCGCCACCUAAAGAUCUCCUUGAAUAACGAUGAGAAUAAGUUUAGGCUUCUUAAUGAUUCGUUUUUUGGAAAGUUAUCGCCAUUUUUUUCGUAUUUUAAUCACCUUGAUGUUCUCGGAAGAAAAUUACCAAGCUAUGUUGAACCUAUUAAUUUUCGUGCUCGUGAUAGUGAACUUACAUCUAAAUUGGUCGCUAUAUUGUUUAAAGAUAAUAGCUACCCUCUGAGUUUAUCUCAAAUGAAAAAAUUUUUCAACACGAAUCUGAUGGAUUACUGGAUAAACGAUGAUUCUGAUCCUGAUCCACAUCACACUGAAAGGGUAAAACAUAUCUUAACAGUAAUUUUGAACCCUCUUGACCUUGAAAACCCUAACCAAGGUGUGCUUCCCAAAAGCUGCUUACUUGACCGACAUUAUUACAAUCUUUUACACAUGGUUUACGAAAUAUCAGAUCAUAGUGUCCAUUCACGUGUUUUUUCACCAACAGGCUCAUUUUAUUUUAAAAAUUACAUUUAUACCAAAUGGAAUUUGUAUCUAAAAACAGAUUGGUACAAUAAUGCUAUCGAAAUUGCAUCACUAGCGUUGAAAGAAAAAAGACCGCUGGGCUUGAUGAAUUGGGGUCACAGAUUUUCGUCUGUUUUUUAUUUCUUAACUUAUCUCCAAGAAGAUUCUGCCUUUCUUUUAUGUGACGCAGGAAUGGAAAUCAUUUAUAAUUUCAUUCUCAGACCAUCGACAUAUACCGAUGAUGACUCGAAAAAGGCUCUACCUCUAGCUACCAAAUAUUUUUUGUCUCGGAAGGAGAAAAUACUUGGAGAAGUUUUUAUAAAUGGCGACGACACGGAACUGUUUAAGCUUUUGGCAAAUUACCAGAUCAUCCUCAAUCGCUUGAUGUCGAUUCAGAAAAGAAAUCUCGAUAUUAGCGAUCUUGAGCAUGUUUUCUUGGGCGAAUAUCAGCCGAUUUUCGCCUUUCUCAAGCUUAAUACGCUGAUACUUGGGGAAAAGCUUUCCGAGUUGCCGAAUAGCCAUAACUUCUAUUUGUCGGUGAUAUCGAAUUUUGAGCUCAUAAAGUCGUUUUUUUGCAAGGAAGAAAUUCA